AUGCAGGAAGUACACGAUAAUUAUCGCAGACGACUAGAUUUCAUUUCGCGAAGGAGCGGCAUCGAUUCUCAAUCGAUUCCUUUACGCAAUCGAUCCGUCUUCAAUCGAAACAUAAUAAAAGCAGAUACGCAACGCGCAAUCGUCGGGUACGCGCUAGCGUUACCCGCCGAUGAAUCCGCUCCAGGUAGUCUCUCGCGCUCGAAACGAUCCCACCACGAACCGGAGGGCUACUGGAGCAAGAAGCUAACGUGGAAAACCGAAUGGGUGAAGGUGUGGAAGCACGAGAAGAAGCUCAUCUGGAAGCCGGAGUGGAAAAAAACGCAGGUGCCGGCCUGGAAGGAGGUCCAAGUGCCCGUUUGGAAGGAGAUCCAGGUGCCGGACUGGAAGGUGAUUUCGAAACCGGCGUGGAUCGAGAAGCAGGUGCCCGCCUGGAAGGAGAUCCAAGUGCCCGAUUGGAAGGAAGUCAAAGUUCCGGCCUGGAAGGAGAUCAAAGUGCCCGACUGGAAGGAGAUCCAAGUGCCCGAUUGGAAGGAGAUCCAAGUGCCCGCUUGGAAGCAGAUUUGGGUGCCGGUGUGGAAGGAGGUGCAAGUGCCCGCCUGGAAGGAGGUCCAGGUGCCCGAAUGGAAGAAGUCCUUCGUGCCCGAAUGGGUGAAGGAGGGCAUCCACGGCGAGCACUAUUUGGGCAAGGACGAUCACGGCAGCGAGUACACGGCGCACGACAUCUGGAAGAAGAAGCUCAUCUGGAAGCCGGUGUGGAAGAAGGUGUGGAAGACCGAGAAGAAGCAGAUCUGGGUGCCGCAGAAGAAGAUGGAAUGGAAGUCGGAGUGGAAGCAGAUCUGGAAGACCGAGAAGAAGCAAAUUUGGCGGACGGAGAAACAGCAAAUCUGGCGGACGGAGAAACAGCAAAUAUGGAUACCGAAGAAGGAGCAAAUCUGGAGAACGGAGAAGAAGCAAAUCUGGAUACCCAAGAAAGAGAUGAUUUGGAAGCAGGAAAAGGUGCAAAUAUGGCGUACCGAGAAGGUGCAAAAAUGGAUCACCGAAAAGAAGGAGAUCUGGAAGGAUGAAUACAAGAAAAUUUGGGUUCCGGUUUGGAAAACCAUCGAAGUACCGGCGUGGAAGAAAAUCUCCAAGCCGGUGUGGGAGAAGGUCUGGGUGAAAGUCCACCACCACCACGGAUGGGAUUAAACCGCCCGGUUAUAAAUAAUCCCUUCUUUCUGUACAUAUUUCCUUCGUUUUAACUACCCGCUAGACCCCCAAACUGAUUCUUCGCUGUUUUAACGAAUACUCACCCUGUAUCAACUAAUCACAAAAUGCGCAAAUUUCGCUAAAAAAAUCACUCGAAUUCGAACAAAAUUUCAAAUUUUUUCUUAACCCAACUUCUUCUUUUUUAAUGUACCACUGCCUAAUUUGCACAUCGGUUAACAGGUGAGUGGUAAAAUCACUCCAAAAUGUUUUAUAUUUUUUCUUUACCCAAUUUAUUCUUUUUUAUUAUGAUUCCUCUCUGCCUAUUCGGCACUUCGACUACCAGACGAGGAGUAAAAACACAAUCCUUUCCCUUUUUUUUGUACUAUACGAUUUCUUCUAUUAUAAUCCCUGCCUCUGCCUAUUUGGCACAUCGGACAUCUUUCUCUCUACCCACCUCUUGACCUUUCUCUUUACUUACCACCAUAAUUAUAUGCAAAGUACGUUCGAAAGAAUUUCUUUAAUGCAUUUUAGUAGUAUCUUCAAUUUCCCUUUUGCUUACGCUAAGAUGGCACAUUUCUCGUGUUUCUAACACCUCCGGUAUUUCCCCCGUCGUUCGUACGUUGAUCUCUCUAGGUUCCCGCAUUUCCUGACCUCCACCCACGUCGAAAUAGCGAAGAAUCAGUCGAGUUAGUGUAAGUACAAAGCACUGUAUAUAUACGACAGGUUCGCCAAUGAGUAUUCUUUAUUAAUU
Phyllotreta striolata is the source of this 1936-nucleotide messenger RNA. The record is from the annotation of a GenBank genome assembly. Lineage: Eukaryota; Metazoa; Arthropoda; Insecta; Coleoptera; Chrysomelidae.